GCGCCCUUGUGACAAGGCUGCUUCCCCACAAUUUUCGAGAUUGCGCUCCUUUUGAACAUUUCUUUCAAUCUUGCCUUCAACAUGAGCUCCACCGCUCCAGCGCCUUUGUCCCGUCAGAGUUCUGCGGCUAACUCACCCAUUAUAUAUGAAGUCAAUCUGUCGGUGCCGAAAGAUCGUUGUUCCGACUAUCUGACAUAUUUGGCGGAUUUCACGCGAGGGGUCUGCUCGGAAGUGCAAGGGUUUACGGGUGUCCAGAUAUUUACGCAACCCAAGCCAGUAGGACUACAUUGGCUGAGCGAAGAAGGGGAUUCCAAGGCGUACGUAACAGUUCAUUACCAUGUUGCAUCACAAAUGGACUUGGAUUUGUAUUUGAAGGAUCAUCAGGAACGAGUGGCGGUGGCCGAUCAGAGCAAAUGGGGCCAUUUAGUUACCUCAAGACGGAUCUUGCGACUAACAUUCAGCACUAUUGAUGCGUAACCUGUUCAAUAUCAUUUACAACUUAGAUGUCUGGGAAACCCCCGCCCACCAAAAUUUAUACAUGCAGUCGUAUUUAUACAUUGGGGUCUAAUCGCUGCCAUAUUCUGCCGCGACUUUGAAUUAUGCGGGAACGACAGCCAAAGUGCUCCUGCAGCGAGGACAGCGGUGAAUCUUGUCC
Messenger RNA from Spizellomyces punctatus DAOM BR117, 655 nucleotides. RefSeq lists its product as uncharacterized. Lineage: Eukaryota; Fungi; Chytridiomycota; Chytridiomycetes; Spizellomycetales; Spizellomycetaceae. The coding region runs from base 82 to 477 and encodes 131 amino acids. The record is from RefSeq and is a predicted model, not a curated record. The transcript is spliced from 4 exons.